This is a messenger RNA of Paramacrobiotus metropolitanus, 2313 nucleotides long. RefSeq names its product serine protease hepsin-like. The transcript has 16 exons. Gene Ontology annotation, molecular function: protein binding; serine-type endopeptidase activity. Gene Ontology annotation, biological process: proteolysis. Lineage: Eukaryota; Metazoa; Tardigrada; Eutardigrada; Parachela; Macrobiotidae. Bases 129 to 1955 code for a protein of 608 amino acids. The record is from RefSeq and is a predicted model, not a curated record.
UAUUACAAAAUUUUUGAUGCAGUAAACGGUAGAAAAUUUACGGCGAUCGAUCUUAACGAGGCUGAAGUUAGUCUAACAUUGCGUAAUUGUCCGCAAGGGUGUACUGAAAUUCUAACCCAAUUUCUAAAAUGGGAUUACUGUUAAAACUCGGUUUUCUCGUGGUACUGAGCAUAAUACAGCGCUCAGCGGCACAGCAUGGAUGCCAGACUUUCCGGGAUCUCCAUUAUGGACCGGGUGUAAAUAGCUCCGUACUGACCAGCGAGAAUUUUGAUGAAGGCGGAAAUUAUUUUCCCUAUACGUGGUGCCGGUAUAUUAUCUCUGUGCCGGAAAACCGACGUAUCAGGAUUAAAUUCACGACGUUUGAAGUAGAGGGCACCGGGCAAUGCACAACAGCCGAUUAUCUCACCAUCUAUGAAUCCCCUAGCUACCCUGCCACUACGGAAGGACUCAUGGCUGAAGUACCGGUAUGCCGACCUGGCUACAAUGGCGUUUUCGGGCCACAAUGCGGUAACCUUACCGGCGAGGAUAUGACCUUCACAAGUCGAGGCAACCGAAUCCAUAUGGACUUCUGCACGGAUUACGGUGCCGAAUGGCGUGGUUGGAGAGCCGAACUGGAAUUCUUUGAUCGUGUGGUCCCUCCCCAGCCUGAACCCUGCAACACUGAAGUCAAUAUGGAGUCUCUGGGUAACCCUGGCAGGAUUCAAUCACCCGGGUUUCCCGGUCCUUAUGGACCCCAUCGACAAUGUACUUGGACCGUCAAAGUCGACCCGAAGUAUCCCUUGCUGAUCGACGCACAUUUCUUCGAUAUGGAUGCAGGAUGUUACGACAAACUGGUUAUCACGGAUACAACCAACAAUAUCAGUCACACAUUCUGUGGUGAUCGUCGGCUCAGUACGCUACGUUUUGAAGACACAUCGGAAGUCGUCUUCACGUUUACGUCCGAUGAUGUGGCGCACGGCAUGUUCGAUAUUGCUCUGGAGUUAGUGCCCUGCAAAGUCGGCUUCCAGCCCUGCGACAAUCCCAACCUCGGCUGUGUAUCCGUUGCUCAGCAGUGUGACGGUGUGCGACACUGCGCCGACGGCUCGGACGAGAAGCACGAGUACUGUGCACCGGACUGCGGGGUCUCGCAUUUCCCGAUGGAUACGGAGACGUCCAGGAUUGUGGGUGGGAUUGAAGCUAAUCGUCAUUCCGUUCCCUGGCAAGCAGCCAUGCUUUAUCAGAGCGGUUCGCAGUUCUGUGGUGGAACUGUCAUUUCCGAUCGAUGGAUCCUGACGGCCGCCCAUUGUUUUACCGGUGGACCGAGUUCCGCGCCACAAUAUAAAGCCCGUAUUGGUGGUCACGAUUUGGCUUUAUCUCCGGAAGAGGAUUUGGCCACUGAAGUGAAUUUCGAAACUGUCCUUUGCCAUCCUUACUACAAUCGCGUGGGAACCGAUUACGAUUACUGCUUGAUCAAGACUACAGAACGUAUAAAGUUCCGCAAGAACAUCGUGCCGGCAUGCUUGCCAAGACAGGGCGAGGAGAUUCCACAUGGAGAACCGUGUCUUACUUCUGGUUGGGGCAGCCAGGACCCAUGGCGAUCGCUUUUCGAUGAGAACCGGGCUGAAUUCACAGCGGAAUGGCCGGGCCGUACCGUGAAGUACGCGAAAGAGGGUGGAGACGGACUGCGACACGUCACCGUGCCGAUUGUCAACCGCACCACCUGCGACAUCGCAUACGGUGGAACCGGAAGGAUUAACGACCGCAUGAUCUGCGCCGGUCUGUUGGGCGUGGGCGGUAAGGACACUUGCCAGGGCGAUUCCGGCGGGCCCUUCAUGUGCAAAAACCGCUACAACAAGUACAUGGUGGCCGGUGUUGUCAGUUGGGGUCAAGGGUGCGCCCGCGAAACACAUCCUGGGGUCUAUGCCAAUACUGCUUUCGCUAUGAACUGGAUCUACGAUACAAUGACGAGCAACUAGACAGCGUCCAUAUACUCGCGAUCGGUUCCGCUUUUCGUAUUGUGUUUUCUGUGUUGCAGUCGAGUCGCUCUGUACUUUCUUUUGCCUAAUCUUGUUUAAUAAUUCACGAAGCUGCUCAGUUAUGUACCAAAACCUACGUAUUCGUUGUACCAAGACUACGUUUGAAGCGAUGGUCUUGGUUCGCACCAUAAUCAUUUUACCCAGGCAAAGCGGCAGUCAGAAGGGUUGCGAAUUCAGGUUAAAAACUGGUAGUCUCGGAGAAAAUAAUUCAAUUAAGAAAAGAACUUUUUUUUCAAAUUUAGUGACCAUAUGUCAGCGAGGGCAGGACCAUGUCGAAAUAACAAGCAUGGAAACCAUG